Molecule: messenger RNA, 303 nt
Organism: Geodia barretti
Lineage: Eukaryota; Metazoa; Porifera; Demospongiae; Tetractinellida; Geodiidae
Source: the annotation of a GenBank genome assembly
GUUCCUGUUCGUCAGCCUGCUUGGUUUCUGCCAUGCAUGCAUUCCUUCAAUAGGGAGAGGCCACCCCCAUCCUAGCCUUCCCCCAUCAAGGGGGAAGGGAGUUUUUCUUGGGGUUAGCUCCACAUGAUUUGCAACAGGCGCGGAUCGGCUCGACCGUUGUCGAAGCGCUCGCCGAAGCCUGCGGAGCGGAUGCGCUGUACAUACUCGCGCACUUGUCGGCGGCGAAUCGCCAUCAGCUUGCGCGCGCCUUCGUCGUACUGGUUGAUGCCGCCGCCGAGCAGGAUCGCCAUAGCCUCGCUGCUG